This is a messenger RNA of Mustela lutreola (European mink), 4646 nucleotides long. It is a transcript of the gene POFUT1, whose product is annotated as protein O-fucosyltransferase 1. Gene Ontology annotation, biological process: Notch signaling pathway; protein O-linked glycosylation via fucose; regulation of Notch signaling pathway. NCBI's taxonomy places the organism in Eukaryota, Metazoa, Chordata, Mammalia, Carnivora, Mustelidae. The record is from RefSeq and is a predicted model, not a curated record. Gene Ontology annotation, cellular component: endoplasmic reticulum. Bases 106 to 1281 code for a protein of 391 amino acids. The transcript has 7 exons. Gene Ontology annotation, molecular function: peptide-O-fucosyltransferase activity.
GGCGCGCGGGCGGCGCGUGGGGACCGCCGGGAGCGGGGCGGACGCUCGCGUUCCUCCUUCUCUCCCCGCCUCCGCAUCGCGGCGCGCUCGGGCUCCGGAGCCGUCAUGGGCGCCGGCGCGUGGGCAUCGUCGCCCCUGCUGGUGCGCGUGUCUCUCCUGCUGCUGAUUCUGCCGCUCCCGGGGCUGCCUGCAGGCUCCUGGGACCCGGCCGGUUACCUGCUCUACUGCCCAUGCAUGGGGCGCUUCGGGAACCAGGCUGAUCACUUCUUGGGCUCCCUGGCUUUUGCAAAGCUGUUGAACCGCACCUUGGCUGUACCCCCUUGGAUUGAGUACCAGCAUCACAGGCCUCCCUUCACCAAUCUCCAUGUGUCCUACCAGAAGUACUUCAAGCUGGAGCCCCUCCAGGCUUACCAUCGCAUUAUCAGCCUGGAGGACUUCAUGGAAAAGCUGGCACCCACUCACUGGCCCCCUGAGAGGCGGGUGGCAUACUGCUUUGAGGUGGCAGCCCAGCGAAGCCCCGAUAAGAAGACAUGCCCCAUGAAGGAAGGAAAUCCCUUUGGCCCAUUUUGGGAUCAGUUUCAUGUGAGUUUCAACAAGUCUGAGCUUUUUUCUGGCAUUUCCUUCAGUGCCUCCUACAAAGACCAGUGGAUCCAGAGAUUUUCUGCAAAGGAACAUCCAGUGCUGGCCCUGCCAGGAGCCCCGGCCCAGUUCCCUGUCCUGGAGGAGCACAGGCCACUCCAGAAGUACAUGGUGUGGUCAGACGAGAUGGUGAGGACAGGAGAGGCCCACAUCCGCACCCACCUCGUCCGACCCUACGUGGGCAUUCAUCUGCGCAUUGGCUCUGACUGGAAGAAUGCCUGCGCCAUGCUGAAGGACGGGACUGCAGGCUCGCAUUUCAUGGCCUCCCCACAGUGUGUGGGCUAUAGCCGCAGCACGGCUGCCCCUCUCACCGUGACCAUGUGCCUCCCUGACCUGAAGGAAAUCAGACGGGCUGUGAAGCUCUGGGUGGACACGCUGAACGCCCAGUCAGUCUACAUCGCCACAGAUUCCGAGAGUUACGUGCCCGAGAUCCAAGAGCUCUUUAAAGAGAAGGUUAAAGUGGUGAGCCUGAAGCCUGAAGUGGCCCAGAUCGACCUGUACAUCCUUGGCCAAGCUGACCACUUUAUUGGCAACUGUGUUUCCUCCUUCACUGCCUUUGUGAAGCGGGAACGGGACCUCCAGGGGAAGCCGUCUUCUUUCUUCGGCAUGGACAAGCCGCCUCAGCUGCGGGAUGAGUUCUGAUCCUGGCUGGAGCACAUAACCGGUCUGAGCUGGUCCCACUUGCCAGGCCUCACAGCCAGCAGUGCUGCCAGCACUGAUUCCCAAGAUUACAAGCUCUUCUCUCCUGCCAGAGACAGAAAAGCACCCGGGACUUCUGGAGGAGGACUCCAUCUCCCAGGGUACAGGACUUUGAGGCGUCUGGAGCCGGAGCAUCUCUACUCCGUGUGUGCCUCCUGCUGUUUCUCCUGGGAAUUUCGCACACUGGCAAAGCAGUCCAACCUCUGUCUUUUGGUCUGCCCUGCUCUGAGCAGCCUGGGGGGGCUAAUCUCUUCAGUGAUUUUUUUAUAGAGAGAGCAACAGAGAUUAUUAUAGUUUUAAUAUGAGAUCAUGAUUACCCAAGAACUCUCCCUCAUUUUUAAAAAUCAGUGAAGUUCAUUAAUGUAGAUACCUAAAGUGACCUUGAAUGAGGAUGAGGCCAGGGGUGGAGUGGUUGUAUUGACCCUUUUUCCAGAUGACCCAAAGUAGCCCUUAGACCAGGCCAGAGCCACCCCUACUGCCUGGCCAGAGCCAUUGUCAACCCAUCUUCCGAGGCCAUUUCCAGGGUUUUGGGGGCAUGAGCGUGUAUCUCCAUUGUGAACACUAUGCAAAUGGAAGUUAUUGAUCAGGCUGCUGUGCAGUGCUGUGCAGACACAGUGCUGCUCACACACCACAUUCCAAGCAAGGAGCAAGGGCCAUUGAGUCAGACCAUCGUGGUGUUGCUGUCAGAGUCUCCUCGUGAUUGGCACCUGCCACAAACCUGGCUCCAUCGAGAUCUUGGCGCACCCAGGGGCCAGGGCUGGUUGGCCUGGCUGGAUGGCCUGGCAGCAUCCUUCCGAAGCCUGCCUCUCCCCUUUCAUCUGUCUCCCACAGGGCCUGGUUGUAGAAUUUUGCCAUUAAGUUGCUAUCCAAGACCUGUCCAUUGAGCCUCCCUCCUGGUUCUGGAGCCCUCAGGCUGUAUUCUCACCAGGGCCUGUUGGCUAAGCCUCUGACCAGGUGGGAGAUGCCCCUGACCCAGAAGCCAUCAGAUUCCCAGUCUUCCCCUUCCCGUCCAGGGGAAUCUCUGAAGCCAUCAGAUUCCCAGUCUUCCCCUUCCCAUCCAGGGGAAUCUCUGCCAACCCCAUGAGGCUUAAGGUAUUAAGUUGUGAGUUUCUCUGUUUCUCAGGUGCUGGAGUUGUGAUAAUCUGUGACUCCCAAGACUGUGUGCUGUUUUGGCCUUGUGGUUCUAAAAUUCACGUCUAACACCUGCUGGUCUCUUCCCCACCACGUGACUUUUCUUAGCCUUCAAUCCUAGAAAGGUGGAGGAAACUGAUGCGAGCCAGGCCCAGAGGUCCAUGCAGGGCCUCCCCCUCGGGUUCCCUUUGGGAAAAAACACUGUCUCCGUCAAGGCAGAGUAGGCUAGAGGUAGCAGAGCAACAAGGAUCUCAAACACUAAAGGUGGCAUUUGCUGCUCAGAGCUGCUGCCCAACUGGAAAUGGAGAAACUAGAGAAAGGGCUUUUGUGUUUUUGUGCUCUAAAUCCUGGGUGGACUCAGAGAGAUGGCUUGUCUGUCCAGACUUGUUUGCAGGCUUCAUUCAGAGGUGCGGCAGCCUAUGCACCCCCGCCUCCGUGGGGUCGUUGGGAAGGUCUGGCUCACUGGCUGAUUUUGUUUGCUGAAUUUAUUUGCCCAUCACAGUUUCACACUAGGCACACAGUUUAGAAUCUGGGGGCUCUAGUGGGCUGUCCAGACCACUUUCGUUAGCACUGGCAGUGAUAACAGGUGUAUUUCUGAGCAAGAGGGUUCAGUGGUGUAGUCAGAUUCAGUUGUGUCCAUAGGCGAGCACUUUGACCCAGGUGCCUCACCUAUAAAAAUGGUGAUAAACCCGACAGGGUAUUUGAAAGGCUCCCAUCAGAUAAAGCAGGCAUAAGAGCACUUUGUAAACUGGAAAGAGCCAAAGGCACGUAUAUGACUGGUGAUUAAUUUGAGGGUCUCUUGUCGCACACCUACUCUGUGCCAGGCACUGUGCUUGUUAAAUGCUUUAUGGAAAUUGAGUCCCAACUCCAGCCCUCGGGAGUGGAAGCUGUUACUAUCCUUCUCCUUCUGCGCAAGGAAAAACUAACACUCAGAAAAUUCUCAUCAUUUUCUCAAGGCUACAUAGCUGGUGGUGUUAUGCCGGCAUCUGCCCUUCCAAAGCCAUGACCGUUAGCUACACAUUCUACCACCUCACAGGAUGCACUUUACUGUGUGUGUGUGUGUGUGUGUGUGUGUGCGCGCGCGCGCGCACUGGGCUCCUGCUGUCUAUGGGUUUGUCAUUGCCAGGAGGUCUUGGGGAAGGAGAGAUCCUGCCAGGAAAGAAAGCCCACAUGAAGCUUACAGUUCUUCUGAGUAGUUAUUUAGUCCACCAUUCUUUGAUUCAAAUGACCUACUAUGUGCCAGGCACUGUGCUAGGUACAAGGAUUCAGCAGAGAAUCAGAGCACCUUUGUUCUCAAGGGAUUUGCAUUGUAUUAAGUAUAUGACACAAUGAACAAAAGUAUCAGGCAGGGUACUGAGUAACUGCUAUGGAGAAAAAUAAAGGGUAUGAGUUGAGAGAGGGAGCAGUGCUGGUUUGGAUGAGGAGUUCACGUUAGGCCUCUCUGAAGAGCCAGCAGGAGGAAGGAGGGGACCACUUAUUCAGGUACCUGGAGGCAGCACAUUCCAGGCAGAGAAAACAGCAGGUGCAAAGGUCCUGAAGUUGGAGUGUGUGAGUGAGUGAGUGAGUGAAUGAAGCAUGGCAAGGAAGCCAAUGUGGUUGGAGUAGUCAGAGUAAGGCAGGGAACAGAGCAGUAGAUCAGAGCAGGCAAGGUCCUAUAUCUUGGAGGGCAGUGAUAAAGUCAAGAUGUAUUUGGAGAAAUGGGAAGCCUUUGCAGGAUUCUGAAUGGAAAAGGGUCAUGAUCUGUUUAUAGUUUGAAGGACACCCCCUCCCCUCAGCUGUCACAUGGUAAAAAGAUGGGAGGGGUAGAAGCAAGGAUGCAGGCCAGAUCAUGGGGCUCACACGAAGGUCAUUGCGUUGAAGAUAGUAGAAAGUGGGCUGAUUCUGGAUAUAUAAAAUUAUUUUUAAAGUUCAAACUUUUUUAUUUUUUUAAGAUUUUAUUUUUAAGUAAUCUCUACACCCAACGUGGGGCUCAAACUUACAGCCCCAAGAUCAAGAGUCGGAUGUUCUGACUGAGCCAGCCAGGCACCCCAUUAAAUUACAAUCUUUUUAAAAUAUAGGCGUCUUUGUAUAGUUUUAAUCAUGCAGCAUAAACAGUUUAAUGUCUUGUUUUUUACUUAAUAGUAUGUCACAUUUUCCAUGUUGGUAUAUGGCCUGAAUAAAUAUUUUUAAUGACGAGA